Messenger RNA from Lachnellula hyalina, 2112 nucleotides. RefSeq names its product Protein polybromo-1 (gene PBRM1). Gene Ontology annotation, biological process: chromatin remodeling. The coding region runs from base 1 to 2112 and encodes 703 amino acids. Gene Ontology annotation, molecular function: protein binding. Gene Ontology annotation, cellular component: RSC-type complex. The record is from RefSeq and is a predicted model, not a curated record. Lineage: Eukaryota; Fungi; Ascomycota; Leotiomycetes; Helotiales; Lachnaceae. The transcript has 6 exons.
AUGCAAGACGAGGUGGAGCGAGCACUGAAGAGAAGAAAGGUUUUGAGUGACCACAUCGAUCUUUCUAAAGGCGAAUCUGCCGAAUUAACCACCGAGCAUGGGCUGAAGCUUGUAGAUACGCUUAGGAGGACGGAAGACAAAAGGCAAGCAAGUUCCUUCUCCUAUGAUAUUCAUCAUUUGCGCAACUGCACCACGACCACCCUACGCUUUUCGACUAACCUCACAUACAGUGGACGACGCAUAGCUACGAGCUUUUUGACCCUCCCCGAUAGGAAACUACUCCCAGAUUACUACGAUGUCACUGAGAUGCCGAUUGCACUGGAUACAAUUGAAGAAAGGCUGCGGCGCCAUGAGUUUGAUACUCUUGAGCAACUGGAGAGCUACUUCAAGCGAAUGAUUGCGAAUGCAAAAGACUAUAAUCAGAGAGGAUCGGAGGUUUAUGAUGACUCCGAGCGACUAAGGAAGGCGUUGAGUAAUGUGAUGGUCAAGAUAAAUCCAGCAUACCAAAACCCUGGUUAUUCUGCAUACCCUACCCCUUUGCCUAGCGAUUCAAAGAGCGGUUCUAAGAGCGUCUCAAAGCCUACACCUAAGCCUGCGCCUAAGGUCACUCUCAAAGUUUCCGCACCUCCUCCUCCGAUAGUAGAUGAAGAUGCCGAGGGCGAGCUGGAUGAUGAGGACCAAACCCCUAUCAAAAGAGGAAGAGGCCGGCCUCCUAAGGAUCCCAGAGCACUACAAGCAAAGAGCGCAACUCCAUCGGAAUAUCGUUAUUCAGGAGUUGGAUUCGAGGCACUCAGCUUUCAGCAAGCCCAGGAGAAGAUCCUGGAAGAUUUGAUAACCAGAAAAGAUAAUCCAGAUGAUGAAAUUGCCUCAUUUGAAGUAUUCUUUGAUAAGCCAGACAAAAAGUUGUAUCCAGACUAUUACAAGCUCAUCAAGAACGUCGUCAGCCUCAAAUCUGUCCAAUCGAAAAUUAAAAGAUCUUCUGGGGAUAAAGAUGCGCCAACGAUCUCCGAAUUCAAGUCGUGGGGGGCUUUUGAACAUGAGAUGAAUUAUCUCUGGAACAAUGCUUGGCAGUUCAAUGAAGAUGGCAGCGAAAUUUCAACGCUCGCCACCGAACUCCAGACUGCCUUCCAGAAAUUGCUUCAGGAAGCCAAAAAAUCCAUACAUGUACAAGAACCAGCAAACAAGAUCAGGUUGAAGAUGCCAGAACCCGCGCCCAAGAUCACUCUCAAACUUGGAGGCAGACCAAGUCCUGCCGAUUCUCCUGCUCCUCAAACGAAUGGGUCAAAUGGCGCUACUCUCAACGGCGCUCCCCGAAAGAAUCCAUUUGUUGGAUCUGUGUCGGGAGCAACACCAUUGCCAAAUCUAGAUCCACUAGAGCGCGCGAAGAGCAUGUCCGAUUCCGCAGCAUCUCCUACCCCGUCAAACUCUGCUGCUGUCAAAAGCGAAGAAGUGGCUCAUAAGUCACCAGCCAUACAAACUGCGAACUAUAACAAUUAUCGCCCACUCAGCCAACCUGUCUCAACGCCUGGUCCACUAGGAAAUGGAAUGCUGCCACCGUCGACACCUGGGAUUCCUACACCGAACUUAUUCAACUCUGGUGGCUAUGCGCAGUCGUUUCAGCACCCAACUAUGUUCCAAGCCCCCAACCCCGCUGUCGACAACAAAUGGAGACCGGAAGGACAAACUGCCGAUGAUGCUAUGAUCACAAAUCUGCUCAUCUCAACCCACCCAGGCCUCAACAUCGCUCGUCAUUUUCGCAUGGAAGUAACCCCUUCAGACGUGUUGGCUCAGCAGUCUAUCACCAUCAACCUACCACCCACCCACUAUUACCUCCAGAUCAAGCCAACGAUCGCAGAUUUCCUUGUCCAACCCGAUCGACAGCAUAGGAUUUUUGUUACUGCAGGUACACAACGAUUGUUUGCGCUCCCAAUCAUACCAAACCAUCCAAUUGACCAGAGACACCCGCUAUUCGAUGCUCGUCUUCUUCCCGGAGUCAAUCGAAUCGAAAUUGAAAUCAUUGCGAACCUACCGAGGAAUUCGCCCAAGCCGGCAAAUGGAACGGAAAUGGUGAAGGAGAAGAUCACGAUAUUUGCUAACCUGCUGAAGCAAUGA